AUGAAUAACGUUAAACGUCCUGAUCUUUCUGUCGCCUACAAUCACGUCAAAGUGCCCUCUCCCUACACAGCUGGCGUCAGCCAGGGUAUCCUAUCACAAUCGAUGCCAAUGGCCGCAAUGUUCAUGAAGAAUAAGUUUUUGGCAUGGUUUGCGGUGAUCAGUAUGCUACACUACUAUCUUACAGGUGAAGUCAACGAAUCUGCCUCCGCCGACCAAUCGCCUUUACUAAAGAUUGUCAUGAGCUUGGUCAGUUUGCUCGUGUGCUAUAUGGGUUUGGCGUUACCGCAACCACCCGCAAUCCCAAGAGCGCCUCCAAAAUCCGGAUCUGAAUAG
Molecule: messenger RNA, 333 nt
Organism: Lachancea fermentati
Lineage: Eukaryota; Fungi; Ascomycota; Saccharomycetes; Saccharomycetales; Saccharomycetaceae
Source: the annotation of a GenBank genome assembly